Molecule: messenger RNA, 2196 nt
Organism: Pestalotiopsis fici W106-1
Lineage: Eukaryota; Fungi; Ascomycota; Sordariomycetes; Amphisphaeriales; Sporocadaceae
Exons: 2
Coding region: 1-2196 (731 amino acids)
Source: RefSeq, a predicted model, not a curated record
AUGCCCAAGACUACAGUACUCGAGCUCUCGGUAAUGGCGAGCAACAUCAGUGAAGGCGAGGAGCGCAUCAUCGCUCUGCUCGAGAAAAUCGCGGAGAACAACGGCAACGAUGAUUCCGACAGGUUGGCGCAGACAGCCAAUGGCUUAUCCACUGCCGCCAUGACCGUCUCUAUUGUCGCGCUCGUGAUUGCUCUGCUCCAAGCACUGCUCGAGUAUGCAAGCUCCAAUGAGAACCACCGGGAAAAGUGCAACGUCGGUGCGAUUGGGCGUGCUGCCAUGUUGCCAAGAGGGUCCAAAUGGUCUUGGCGUCAUUGGCGGCGCAAAUAUACGUAUCCAGUUCUCAACCUGAGCGCCUUACGCGUUCUGGAGUCUCUUCCUGGUGGGGACGCUGAUAUUGAAAGACUUGAAAAAAUCUUCAGGGAUGCCGCCGCCUCGCCCUAUUCUCAGUCAAUUACCAAGGAUGAUUCCAGACAACCACGACGGGCAUUCGUUUGGCGAGAAUGGAAAGUGGAAAAAAAGCAUUUCAAAUCAUUCCUAGUUUGCUACUGGCCUUGGGUGCUGUAUCACUUGGAUACAAAUGGCCGGGGUUCUCUGCAUGUGUACCGUCGGGAGCUUCCUCCACUCCAGCGGCUGCGGUGGUAUUGGUUUUCGCUAUUUCAAACGCGAAACGAAAAACUGCAUCCCCGAGCAACGUGGGCACAGCUUCUUGAAGCGUUCAAUAUAACCGAGCUAGAAAAUCUGGCUGCUGAUCGCAGAAUGGACGCGGAAAAUAUCGCAUCGUCUGUUGAUGUGCCGACACAGAAAGUAUCUCUUCAAGACCUCGGUAUUUUGGCCUUUCAUCUUGGAAUGAGGACUGUUGAUAUCAGUGUAACCGAUAGGACCAUCCUGGCAUUUGGUCCGAGAGGCUCAAUUUCCACUGAAGACCUACCCGGCUUUGGCAAGGUUGUUCGAUUUCAAAGUCAUGGUGAUUUUAACCUAGGUUUUCGCUCGCCAACUCUUCGUCGUGAUCAGUCUGCUCAACUUUUUGGCCAACUUUGCUUUGCAUCCAGUGCUGGUGAUGUCGAGGACAAUCUCUGGGGACGACUCUCCAUUUUCCCUCGCGAGUGGGAACACAAACCUGUUUCGUCUGGCAGGACUCCUCGAUUGUUCACAGAUUACAGUGAUGAUCUUGUAUUGCCGACCACAUUCGACAAUUCGGAAGCUGAAGCGUGGGAAAAGCUGAAGAGCCUUCAAACUUGGCGAGCAGAGCAUGAACAUUACGGCAUUGUGUGGCCCACGAUAUUUCUGGCGGCUACUGCUGCAUGUCUUCCCGGUCAGACUCUGGGCUUUCCUGCUCGGCUCAUGUUACGGCCAUUUCAUGAAUUUCUACGUCAAUGGGCGGAACAAGUCAGAGAUCGCUGUGGCCUACCCAUGGAACCAGCACAGCGCAGAAAUCUCAAGGUUUCCGAGUGGCUCAACCUCGAGCAGCUCCAGUUGCAAGACCUGUGCAUAGUGGAUUUUGGUGGCUCAGCAGCGGUGAAUAGUGUAUGCGAGUUGUCCUCGUGGGCCUUCUGGCAAAUUGGAAUAGAAACGUUGCAAGAGGUGGAGUUCCAGCUGUGCCAGGAACGUUAUACCAUGGACAGUAUUGAUACGUUAAAUGGGUUCGACAACUAUUUUCAACAACAAUAUGCAACUUCAGGAGAUGCACAGGAAACGUACAGGAUCCUUCCCGAAAUUACAUCCUUGUUCGCUGAGUACGACCCAGAUUCCUGGUCUGCUGGACUUGGAGAUCUGCGUGCAGGUCUCGGGCCAAAGCGACCACAAAAUGUACUCUGGACACAAGUCAUAUUACUCGAUCUUACCAUUCGAAAGUUGCUCAAUUCAUGUCCGCCAGGACCUGACUCAUCCCCGAAAGAUCCGACAAAUCCGCAAAAAGACGAUUUGCCCCAUCUUUGGAGGAUUAAUGCCACCAGAGCUGUCGUUGGAUCCUGGUCUGAUCCAAAUUCUGAAUGGCCACUGCAAAAUCUAGAAUCUUUUCUUGUAAAGGCCUUCAAUAUCGAUGAGAACGACACUGAGAAUCGAUAUCGCAUGACGAAGCUCUCCGGUCUGAUCCAACUGCGGACUCUGUGUUUCUUGGCUUACUUGAUGGUUAUACCUGACUCAUCCAGCUUAUAUCUUGCAAGGAAUCAAGAAAUGGUUGUGCUCCCCAUGAUUUGA